AUGUUGAACUUAGUGAAAAACAGUCAUGAGUUAAUUAAUUCUAUUUUUAAUAGAAUUUCUGGGAUAAAAAUUCUUAUUUUGGAUAAAGAAACUGUUCAACAAAUUUCUUUAGUUUUUUCUUAUUCCGAGUUAUUAAGAAAAGAAGUAUUUCUAACAGAGUUAAUAGAUAUAACAAAUAGGUCAAAUCUUCCACAUUUUUCGGGCAUUUAUUUUAUAAGGCCAAACAAAGAGAAUAUUUCAAUAUUAUGUAAUGAGCUUAAAAAACCCUUGUUUAAGGAGUACUAUGUUUACUUUACUAAUAAUAUAUCUCCACAAAUAUUGCAAAAGAUUGCUAUUAGUGAUGAGGCCGACGUUAUAAAAAGAAUUCAAGAAGUCAAGCUUGACUUUAAUGUAAUAAACUUUGAUUUAUUUUCUCUAAAUAUGAACUACUUUGCUUCAAUGUAUAAUUUGCCAUCAAGCUGGACAACUUAUGAGGAGGCAAUCUUUUCUAGAAUGAUUGAUGGUAUUUACUCAGCAAGUUUACAACUAGGGGAGUUACCUGUGAUACGUUACUUAGCAAAUUCUUCAUUAUGCAGAAAUAUAGCAUUUGCGGUAGAAAGAAGAUUAUUAGAUUCUCAUCUAAUAGAUUUAGUAUCAGGAGAGUUAGUUAGUUCUAAAUUGGAAAUUUCUGAAGAUAAAAGAAAUGAAAAUAUUAUUUUAUUAGUAUUUGAUAGAAGGGAAGAUCCCGUUACUCCACUUCUAACUCAAUGGACAUACCAUGCAAUGAUUCAUGAAUUACUGGAAAUAAAACAAAACAGAAUAUGUUUGGUUAAUGAAGAAUUUUCCAAAAAAGAAAAAGAGGAAUUUGUAUUAUCUGAAGAAUAUGAUAACUUUUUUAAAGAUCACAAAUACGAUAAUUUUGGUGACAUUGGAUUUUCUAUAAGAGAUUUGGUGAACAAUCAUCAUGAAUCUUCCAAAGCUAAUCAACAUCUAGAAACUAUUGAUGAUAUUAGUAGAUUUGUUCAAAUGUAUCCAGAAUUCAAAAAAGAGUACAAUAACAUAUAUAAACACGUAAGUAUACUUCAUGAACUUUCGAGAAUUGUUCAAGAAAGAGACUUAAUGAGAAUAUCUGCAUUAGAACAGGACCUAACAGUUUGUGAUAAUGUUGAAGAACACUCUAAACAAGUAGGAAAUAUAUUAUCAGAUACUGGAAUCUCUAAAUUUGACAAAUUAAGACUAGCUCUUCUUUACUCUUUGAAGUAUGAGAAAGAAGAAAUACAAAUCAAUAAUUUUAAAUACCAUUUGGGUACUCAGGCAAAUUAUAUUGAUAAACUUUUGGAAGUCUUUGGUAAAGAAUUUAGAUCUGGAGAUCUUUUUCAAAAUAAGACAUUACUAAAUAUUGCAAAGAAUACUAUAAAUAAGUCAAACAGUAAUAAUAUUUAUAUACAACAUAAAACAGUAUUAUAUUCAAUUUUAGAAAAUUUGGUUAAGGGGAAAUUAAAAAAUAGCAGAUUUCCAUCUACUCUUGACAAUUAUAAUUCUUCAAAAAAACCCCUAAAAAUUAUGGUAUUUGUUGUUGGAGGUGUAACUUUAGAGGAAUCUAGGGAUGCAAAUGUUAUUAGAAACCUAUAUGAUGUUGACGUGAUUCUUGGAGGAACGAAUUUAUUGAACUCAAGGUCGUUUGUAAAAGAUCUAGAAUUAUUAAUAAAUAGUUAA
Cryptosporidium ubiquitum is the source of this 1695-nucleotide messenger RNA. RefSeq names its product vacuolar protein-sorting protein VPS45. The transcript is spliced from 3 exons. Gene Ontology annotation, cellular component: Golgi membrane. Gene Ontology annotation, biological process: vesicle-mediated transport; intracellular protein transport. The record is from RefSeq and is a predicted model, not a curated record. NCBI's taxonomy places the organism in Eukaryota, Apicomplexa, Conoidasida, Eucoccidiorida, Cryptosporidiidae. The coding region runs from base 1 to 1695 and encodes 564 amino acids.